Messenger RNA from Akanthomyces muscarius, 219 nucleotides. RefSeq lists its product as uncharacterized. Bases 1 to 219 code for a protein of 72 amino acids. The record is from RefSeq and is a predicted model, not a curated record. NCBI's taxonomy places the organism in Eukaryota, Fungi, Ascomycota, Sordariomycetes, Hypocreales, Cordycipitaceae. The transcript is spliced from 3 exons.
AUGCCGCGAUAUCCUCAACGCAAAUAUACUUUUGCUCUUGCUAUGUGCAUCAGUACGGAGUACAGGGUACCCUCUUGCAGCCAGAAAUUCACCUGGGAUGGCUGGAAUUACGUGUGGCGUAACGUGGACCAUUCAAAGACCGGGAUUGCCCGUGAGGCUUGCGGUAAAGCAAAGACUGCUAGGAAAAAGAAUGCUCACUCGGUGUCCCAAACCAAAUAA